This is a messenger RNA of Racocetra fulgida, 240 nucleotides long. Lineage: Eukaryota; Fungi; Glomeromycota; Glomeromycetes; Diversisporales; Gigasporaceae. The record is from the annotation of a GenBank genome assembly.
UCUGAUAUGAAUAUUAGUGAUCAUGAAUUAGAUGACACCAUUAAUAGAAUUAUGGACGCAACAGAUGGUGUUGGAGAAAUAUGGGAAAUGGAAAAUGAUGAUAUUUCUCAGGAUUCACAAAAUGGUGAAAAAUCUAAAACGAAUAAUAUCCCUGUUGAUAGUUAUGAAGCAUGGCAAAAAAAUCUUGAAAAAGCAGGGCUGAGUUAUAUUCGACAUGAACAUAAAGCAGGUGUCGAUUAG